UUUUUAUAAACUUUGUAAAUUGUUGUGUUGUGUGUAUAAUGACGGUUUGUGUGAUUACAAAAAUGCAAUUACUUAGUUCUGCUUCCUGCGGAAUCAGUUCAGGAAGUGUAUGUGUUUACCAAAACAUAGCAUUGCUAGCGUUAGCUUAGCCUGGCUAGCUUUUGUAUAGAAACGUUUAAACCCCGACGUGACAGCUAUCAAGUUGUGUACAUUUGUAAUCAUUACAAGUCAUAGCCUUACACGUUGCAUGUUUGAUUAGUCUCUUGAAUAAUUGUUUUGCUCUGGUAGCUGACGUUAGCUAGCUCGUUAUCUCGAUCGGCUGGCGAGAUAACUAUGGCCAGAAUGACAACAGCUGAGAACCAAGAAAACUGGUGGGGAGGCUGGCUUCAGCAAAGCUUCCAGGCCGUAAAAGACAAGUCAUCUGAGGCCAUAGAGUUCCUAAAACGAGACCUGACAGAAUUCUCUACUGUGGUACAGCAUGACACCGCCUGCUCAAUCGUGGCUACGGCCACUGCAGUUAAAAACAAACUUGCUGUGGAAGGGUCUUCGGAAACAACAGAAAAAGUAAAAAAGAGCCUGUCUAGUUUCUUAGGAGUGAUAACAGACACACUUGCUCCACCCCCUGAUAAAACCAUUGAUUGUGAUGUAAUCACAUUGGUGGCAACGCCAGCAGGAACCACAGAGGUCUACGACAGCUCUAAGGCACGUCUCUAUAGUUUGCAAGCUGAUCCUGCUACAUACUGCAACGAGCCUGAUGGUCCUCCAGAGCAGUUUGAUCACUGGCUGUCCAGUUUCAGUCUGGAAGAAAAGAAAGGAGAAAUCUCAGAACUCCUUGUCAACAGUCCCUCUAUACGAGCGCUCUACACCAAAAUGGUGCCAGCUGCUGUAGCACACUCAGAGUUCUGGCAGAGGUAUUUUUACAAAGUCUUCCAGCUGGAUCAGGAGGAGGCGAGAAGAGUGGCACUGAAGCAGAGGGCAGAGCAGAGUGCACACACAGAGACCCUGGGCUGGGAGGAGGAAGAGGAGGAUGACUUCCUCGGGGCCUCAUCAUCAUCUCAACUCACCUUCACACCUCAACUGGACAGCAGCUCAACCCAGCCACCCAGCAACUUGACUGUUCCCGCGGGGGUAACUCUGCUGAGCCCCAUCCAGUCUCCAAACGAAGAGCGGGACACCACACUCUCAGUCAGCAGCGACAGCGUCAGCCUGCCGACGCAGGUGGAAGUUCAGUCAGCGCACGUUGACACAGAGCUGCGAGAGAAACUGGCAGAAGUUACUGUGAAGGGUGUUGUUGACAAGACAGAAGACGAGCAGCGGUCUGGAAAGAGUGACUUAGCUCAUGGAGCUCCAGUGGAAACUGUAACGCAGCCAGAGGUCGUUGCUGAUGAGGCACCAGUUCGAGCACCUGCCUCUAAACAACCAGAGAACACAAAGGAGGAGGGUCCACAAGACCUGAGAGUGUUCGAGCUGAACUCUGACAGCGGGAAGUCGACGCCUUCUAACAACGGCAAGAAAGGGUCCAGCACUGAUGUGAGCGAGGACUGGGAGAAAGACUUUGACCUGGACAUGACAGAAGAAGAGGUCCAGAUGGCUCUCUCUAAAAUAGAGGGUUCUGGAGAGCUGGAUGAAGACUGGGAGAACUGGGACUGAGAGCCUCCGCAACACGAACUGUGUCCUGCUAUUAAAGCUAGUUCUCGGCAGACGAACCAUGCUUAUCGUGUUUUAACUCUUUGUCCACACUGUCACCAUGUCAUGAUUGUGAGUAGGGGAAUUUUCUGAUGGGUUUGGACCAUAUUGGUAAACCUGUUGAACAGAGCAACAGGAAGACCAAGGCAAUAAGAAUUAGACCGCUUCGUCAGCUGUCAGAUUAGUGCAGAUACGCCUCUAGAGAGGGUAAGGACUCAGAGUAACUUCUCGCUUAGAGAGCAUAUGACACUAGUACAUGACCUUAAAGCUGCGACAUGCAGUCAUAAGUCCGAAUGUUGCAGUUUCACUGCAGCUGCAGCAGGUGAGGAGCUGAUUUUUCCUUUUUUUUUCUUUAUGCCAUUAAGUACAUCAUUUGUGUUGUGAAUGUGUUUCAUGAUGACUUAAAUGUGGGCUGCAAAAUAGCCAUAAACUGUAAUGCUGCUUGUCACCUUUCUAAGAUGAAAUACUUUGAAAGUGAUUUUUGAAUGAACUCUACCUGUCCUUGUCUUUUUUUUUCUCUCCACCCUCCCCCCUUCUUCAUCUUUAUUAUGCAAGUGAAUCCUCUAAAUGG
Molecule: messenger RNA, 2257 nt
Organism: Melanotaenia boesemani (Boeseman's rainbowfish)
Lineage: Eukaryota; Metazoa; Chordata; Actinopteri; Atheriniformes; Melanotaeniidae
Gene: bsdc1
Product: BSD domain containing 1
Exons: 11
Coding region: 334-1650 (438 amino acids)
Cellular component (GO): cytoplasm
Source: RefSeq, a predicted model, not a curated record